UGCAGGCUGGUCUGGGCCAUACCACUAUGUUGGUUUUGUCGUGACGCGGCUCAUUUAACUUUUAACAUGUAAACACUGAACUGGAUCGGGAAAGAAGGAUUGACAAUUUUAUUAAGAUUGCUAAAAUAAUAAUUGUAACUGUUUUUUAUUGUACAUAAUAGGAAUAUUGCUAUAUCAUUGUAUUCUCUUUGUUUGAUUGGACUGGUUGAAAUUCAUAGAAAUCCAGCUGGGGUGAAUUUAAUAUAAAAUAAGAAUAAUAUUUGUUAACGCAUGGAAAAAAUAUGCUGGAUUAUAUUAAUAUUUUGACCGAACUGCAUACCAAAAAGGCAGGCAGUAUUAAUAGAACAAUAAAAAUGACAAUCUCAAUACUGUGGAUUAUUACACAUUUAAUAGAAACACAGAAUUACAUAGGGAAUACCUAAUCAAGGUAUCAUUAUUUAACAAAACAUAUAUUUAUUAAAUAUCACAAGUAAUAACACUACAUCAAUAUGACUGUCAGACAGAUCUUGAAACAAAAUAAAGGUCUUUAAAAGCCCAGGCCACAUACAAAAAUAGUAGUCUAUGCCUUGAUUAUGAACUGACAGAUAGGGGAAUUUUGUAAAUGGUGGCUUAGCCUGUCUGUUGUGAUUACAUGUCUAAAAAGUACAUCAUGGUAUAUUUUAGCCACCAUAGAAUUUUCUUAUCUAGAAAAAAAUCUAGCUAUUUUUAUUUGUACAAAAUUAUAGAAAUAGUACAAUGUAUAAUUAGUAAAAUGUUCACUAUACAUGUACAAAUAAUUAAACUUUUAACAAAUGUCGGUACAGCCGCGGUACGAUAUUUAGAGGGUCACGUGUUCGAGUCCAUGUCAGGAUGCACUUUUUUCUCACCCUGUGACUGACAUACAUUUGUAUAGCCCAGCUAGAAAUUAAAUCACAAUGCUUAGUAACCCUGGGAAAUUGGAAGAAAUAUUUGCAUACACAGUAGGUUUAUAACUAUUCAGUAUUUAACAAGUAAAACUUGUAAGCGGCCGAAUAGCUCAGAGGAACUCAAGAGCCGCGGAAUGGUAUUCCGAGUGUCAGGGGUUCGAGUCCCUGCCAGGCUGUUACAUCAAUAUAAUUCUGUCAAGAAAAAUAGGAAGGAACUGUCUAAAAUAAUUAUCACCCUAAAUAGGAUUCGGAUAGGGUUGGACAGUCUUUGAUGAAAAGUCAGAAGAUGAACUUGUCAAGGGGGUUGGGGUGCUAGUCUGAUUACCAUCAUUUGAUGUCUGACGACCCUCAUAUCUAAUAUGUAUUGGUACGCAUAUAAACACCUGUUUGCUGAAUUGAAUAUCAAAAAUGUUGCAAUUAAUUAGUAAUUAAAUCUUAUGCGUAUGUAAACUAGGAUUAAAACUAAUUAAUCUUCGGUGUAAAGCAUGUAGAAAUCUAACCAGUAUUCACCGCGAGGUCACAAACUUUAAUGUAAAUAUCACAAUAAUACUUCUUUAUAUAAUUUUUUCUUUGACAGGGACACACAACAUCUCUUACAUGUUUAAGAAACAAGAAAUUUACAUAAUAUAUCUAUCUAAGAUAUUCUUUUACUUUUCAAUAGUAACAGACGCAAAACACGGUACUUAAGCGCUUAGACGAAAGCAGACGCACGCUAAAUUAGAAACGCACGCUUUCAGACGCACGAUAAACGAAAAAACGAUUCCACGGAAAACGAUAGACGUUAAGCGCUUGUAAACGAUGCACGCUUGAGAAAGCGUUUCAGCAAACGCACAUUGCACGCUAUACGCACGCACGUUACACGAAAAACGGAGGCACGAAAAACGCUAUUUUUGACAACCGAAACAUUCACCCUACUGUUACACCGCAUUUGGUGCUCUAGCUUGUUAUUUCAUAAGAUUGGAUGACCUCUCUUUAAAAAGAAUAGAAUAAGAUUUCUCUUUUUCAGUAAAAUACUAUGAUGUAUUAUUGAAUAGUUACAUGAGGGGCGGAAGUACUUUAACUGGAACUGUUCUCGGACACAGACUUGAUACAUUUUACCUUUACGAACCCUUGUAUAAAAUUUCAAGGCGGACAUAUUGGCAUGGUCACAGCAUGGUGUGCAGAUCUGAUCGUCUAGAGUGCAGACAUGUGGAGCCAUGGAAGGCAAUACCAGACAAAUCAUUUGUAGACAACCUUAACAGGCAUCCGACAGGUUCUCUUGAGCUUGCUAAGAAUAUCUUGAGCAAAACCUACGAUUGCCAGUUCAAUGGCUAUGAACGUACAGUGGUUGAACCUUCGUUAACACCCACAUUAGGAGGUCCAAGCUGGAAUACAACAAGAGAAUGCAUGAAACCCAAGGUCAAUUACCAGAUAUGUUUUCAAGGACAUAUACCGAGAAGGUGUAAAGACUCUACACAUAAAGUCACAAAAGUUUUACGACUUACAACAGACCUAUUGGCGCCUGUUCUGCAGUCACGUGAAAAUCUCAAGGUCAUUCAUCUCUUUAGAGAUCCACGUGCCAUUGUUAAUUCUAGAAUUACAAGUUGGUACCCUUCAUACACGGACAAAAUGAUAAUAGAAAACGCUAAAUCAUUGUGCAAUAAAAUGCUUUACGAUUUUCGUGAAGGUCAAAAAGUGCAAAAAUUAUUCCCAGAUAGAUUCAGAUUUAUUUAUUACGAAGAUUUAAACGUUGUUAUUUUAAACAAGUCUAAACUAUUAUAUAACUAUUUAGGUAUGAAUAUAAAUGAGAAAUAUUACCCAAAUAUCAUGAAACUUUCGGCUUUUAAGGAUGCAGGAUCAGGUGCAAUGGAGCGAAAAAGAAAUACAGCAUUUUGGUGGAGAAAUUCUUUAAAAUGGGAAAUUGUUGAGAAAAUGGAGGAAAUAUGCAAGGAUGUUUAUAAAGAAGUUGGAUAUAAAUCCUUUCACAAUAAACAGGAAUAUGAUGACUUGUCAAUACCCAGUGUAGUCAUACCAAAAGAGUAUUUGAUCAUUUGAGGCUUUUAGUUGAUAGGAAGGCUUCGAGUAUGAAUUGCUAAGAAACUUUUAAUUACAAACUAUGUGUAAUUGUCCUAUAAUGCAAUUUUUAGCUCGACUAUUCGAAGAAUAUGAGAGCUAUUGUAGUCGCCCCAGCGUCGGCGUCCGCGUCUGCGUUGGUUAAAGUUUUUUGUAAAUUCAAAUAUCUCAAUUAUUGCUUGAGAUAUUCAAUUGAAACUUACAAUACUUAUUUAUAGUUACAUUGUUCAUCAGAUUGACAAGUUGGAUAACUCUGCCUGCAAUAUUUACAGAAUUAUGCCCCUUUUUAACUUAGAAAUUUUGGUUAAAGUUUUUUGUAAAUUCAAAUAUCUCAAUUAUUACUUGAGAUACUCAAUUGAAACUUACAAUACUUAUCUAUAGUAACAAUGUACAUCAGAUUGACAAGUUGGAUAACUCUGCCUACAAUAUUUACAGAAUUAUGCCCCUUUUUAACUUAGAAAUUUUGGUUAAAGUUUUUUGUAAAGUCAAAUAUCUCAAUUAAUGCUUGUGAUAUUCAAUUGAAACUUACAAUACUUAUUUAUAGUAACAAUGUACAUCAGAUUGACAAGUUGGAUAACUCUGCCUAUAAUAUUUACAGAAUUAUGCCCCUUUAUAACUUAGAAAUUUUGGUUAAAGUCAAUUAUUGCUUGAGAUAUUCAAUUGAAAUUUACAAUACUUUUUUAUAGUAACAAUGUACAUCAGUUUGCAAAAUUGCAUAGCUCUGCCUGCAAUAUUUGCAGAAUAUUUGCCCCUUUGAAACUUAGAAAUUUUGGUUAAAUUUAAGGUUAAAGGUCUUCAAAGGUAUUUACUUGAAACUCCGACAGUUCUUGUUGUGAGUAUAAUUAGACUCUCUCUAAGGCAUGAAUUUAUAAAAAAAAAUGAGCCCUUUUGUGAAUUUAAAAAAUUUAACAUUAUCAAGGCCCUUUUUCUAUCAAGCACUAAGAAUAGUCGAGCGUGCUGUCCUACCGACAGCUCUUGUUUUUAAUAAAUUAGAUAAUUAAAAAACAGAAAAUGCUAAUUUGAUAAUAAUUGGGCUUUGUUAUUCCAUUUUUCUGACCAAAUCUUUAUUAGAAAAGGGUCUCUCAAAAAGAAAGGCUGAAAAUUUGAAAUUCAUUGUGUCUUUGGUUCUUGUUUCUACCAUUUUGCAGCACAACUUUAAAUAUUUGAUUUAAGUGCUUAUUGUUACAGCACAAUGUGUCUCAUGGUAAAACUUGUCAUUUCAGGGUCAAAAUCACCCUUGAUUGCAAUCACUCAGUUGUAUAAUUAAUGCACUCUACGAGAUGAUAACAAAAGGCUAAAAAACUAAAUUCUUUUGCAAAUACAAUCAGUGUUUUGUGAGACAUUUUCUUAAGUAAGUCUAAAUACAAAUGUUUUGCUGUAUAUGUUUGCAAGCAAGUAGUCCAUUCAUUUGGAUCCCAACCUUUCUCAGUUGGCUUGAAACUGAAAUAAAUUGGCAAUCUCCUAUCUUUAUUACGGAAUCUUUGUAAAGGACAGCAUUACAAAGUUUCGAGAGUGACUGUGUUUUAAAGCCCGACAACUUGUCCGUUCAAAAAAGCUGGAUCGAACAUGGGUUGCAGGAUAUCGUGUUAAUGCACCUCUGCUACCACGAAUCGUCCAUUAAGAAUCUGGACAGAAAAUUUUUAUCACAGACUUGUCAAUUAUUGAGUCAAUUAAAAAUGGUUCUGUUUAUAAUUUUGUCUAAACAGUUAACGUAAAAAAAUGUGCCACUUUUUAAACUGUGUUGAUGUAUUGAUAACCUAUUGUUAAAUAUAACUAUAAUAUGUUUAUGCAUGUAUAUUGACCUAUGUUUAUAUGUGUUGCAUGUAUGGAAGUGGAACGUAAGUUCAAUUCCUUAUUGUUGAAAAAAAAAUUCUGUUCUGUUCUGUUAAAAAAAAACAUCAAUAAGACUCCAUAAUCGUGAUGAUAACUUACCUGUUUAUCAGAUGAAUUUUGUGACUCAUUAAAUAAUAACAGACUUAGCCGUGUUAUAAGCUGAUAGCAGACGAUACUCGAGCCGGACUUUUAGAUAAAAAAUAAUAUUUAUAUAACAUAUUCCACCUCUUUUAGUAUAUAUACAUUAAUAUCUUAUAUAACUAAAAGCUCCUGGUUCUAUAAAUUCACUUUGAAAAGAUUUAAAUAAAUUUGCAUUUUUCAAUCGUAACUUUCCAAACACUUUUUCCUUUGCUCUUAUACAUGCUGUUAAUUAAAGGGAAAUAACAAAAAAUAUUGAAAAUUCUAAACAAUCUUAUAAAAAAACAACCAUUUUUCAACCACAACCUAGAUUCAAACACAUAUUUAAUUCUGCGGUGUUGAUGUCAUGUCGGACCAAAUUGCAUAAAGUCGCACACUGUAUUAAAGACGUUUUCGGUAGUUUUUUUGUGCGCAUCAUUAUGCGCUUCAAAGAAAGAUAAUCAAGGAUAAUUAUUCUUCAAAAAUAGUACUCGGAUAACUGUUUUAAAUUUCGGCUAUAAGCAAAUAAUGAGUAAAUAAUACAGAAUUGAUAAUUCUAAAUGUUCAGGAGGAGAUCGGUUCAAAAGAAUAAGAGGUUGUUUACACAACAUCAGAUAAAGCAUUUCUCCUUGCAUUAGUACGACAGCAUUGAUGAUGAUUCUGCGUGCGUUACCCCUGCCACUUGUGGUAAAGUGACGAAAGUGCGUCGCCACUUGAUAACUGGCAGACUAGUGGGCAAAGAAGUUUAAAAUGAUAUAUUUUAAAAAUGUUGAAUAAAAAACAAAAAUAAUAUCUACGAAAUGUUCCGAUUUUCAUUAUUUCUUUGUAAAUGUCUGAAUACUUGCUUACUGUUCGGGUAUGUUAGUCAAGUGAAGAAAUAGUAUGGCCUUAUAUAACGUUUAAAAUACAUAAUGUACAUAUUCAGUAUCAUUUACUUAAUAUAACAUCAAAAGAAAAAGAAAUUUAUAUUUCAACAUGUUUUUGUUGUAUAUAUGACAAUUUAUUUAGUAUAACACUGAUUUCAUACAAAACGUGGUUAUUUUGACAAUUGGCAUAUCCCAAACCAAAAUCGCAAGCUUUAUAAAAGCUUGCGACAAGCUUGGGAAGCUUGCAGCCUGUUUUCAAAAAUGCAUGCUUUAGAUUUGAAAGGCACCACAAGCUUGCGACAAGCUAGUUGCAAGCUUGCGGCAAGCUAGUUGCAAGCUUGCGACAAGCUAGUUGCAAGCUUGCGGCAAGCUAGUUUCAAGCUUGCGGCAAG
Molecule: messenger RNA, 6165 nt
Organism: Ruditapes philippinarum (Manila clam)
Lineage: Eukaryota; Metazoa; Mollusca; Bivalvia; Venerida; Veneridae
Product: carbohydrate sulfotransferase 1-like
Exons: 4
Coding region: 1944-2939 (331 amino acids)
Biological process (GO): N-acetylglucosamine metabolic process; sulfur compound metabolic process
Molecular function (GO): N-acetylglucosamine 6-O-sulfotransferase activity
Source: RefSeq, a predicted model, not a curated record